Penicillium maclennaniae is the source of this 522-nucleotide messenger RNA. RefSeq lists its product as uncharacterized. The coding region runs from base 1 to 522 and encodes 173 amino acids. The transcript has a single exon. The record is from RefSeq and is a predicted model, not a curated record. NCBI's taxonomy places the organism in Eukaryota, Fungi, Ascomycota, Eurotiomycetes, Eurotiales, Aspergillaceae.
AUGAUUCGACGGCCUCCCACUGUCGUCUCACUGAACGACGAGGAGAUCCAAUGCCACCUCCAGCGUGCAUUUUCAUUAACGCUGCCUCUUGAGUUCAAUCAACUGCAUUUGAAAGACGGGGGUCAGAGUGACGAUGGCCACACCUUUGCCGGUGGUUGCUCCGAGGGCGGCGUUGCCUCUUCAGACUCUGAUGGCGGAUUUGAUUUCACCACCAUGCCUGACUCAACCGGAGGUUCAUCCUGUGUUGAUAAAGACUUUUCUUCAGACGGGAUGCCCUCUUUGACAGCUCCCCAUGCCUUUUCGCGUGUCGCAAUGAGCGCAUCAAUCCACCAACCUCCUGAACCAGACAGGCCUCCCGAUACCGCGAACCAGAUAUCCACUCUUCUCCCGCGGUACCGAACAUGGCGAUCUUGCGAGUCGCUGGGUGUCAAAUCAACCUUGAACGCCUCCCGGCGCGAGCUGAAACUGCACAGUAUAGGGCCUCGGGAGAUGAAUAAACCAGGUUUGGCCCAUCUUGCGUGA